CGCAAACCCUAACACAUUCUCCUCCUCUUUUGCUCUCUCCUGCUUGUGCGAUUCAGUGAUACAACCUUCCAUAGCAGGAGAAAGUACGUAACUCUCUCCAUCUCUUUUUGUAUACACGAAGCACUCUUAUUAAUACCUACCAUGCCAUCAAUAGCUAUAGCUAAUAACGCCGCAGAUUUAAAAGAGAAGAAGAUGAAGAAGAGAAUAUCUCUAGAAACCUCUGAACAACCUGAAGAGGAAAUAAUACUUUCCGACAAGAAGGAGAAGAAGAUGAAGAAAGACAAAAAGAAGCGAAAAGCUGUAGAUAGCGAGCUUGAUGAAGAAGACAAGAGCGAGACAAGCUCUGAGCUUGUCGAGCCGGUGAAUUUGAAGACAAAGAAGAAAAAUAAGAAAGCAAAGAUUGCCGAUGAGAACGAGGAUGGAGAGGUGGAGACAGCUGAGGAGGAUCAUCCUAAUGCGAUCUCCAAGUAUAGAAUAUCGGAGUCUUUGAGAGAGAAGCUUAAGUCUAAGGGAAUUCAGUCGCUGUUUCCAAUUCAGGCUAUGACAUUCGAUGAUAUUCUUGAUGGUUCUGAUUUGGUUGGUCGUGCACGUACUGGUCAGGGUAAAACACUGGCUUUCGUGUUGCCUAUUUUGGAGUCCAUAACAAAUGGACAUGCAAAAGAAUCAAGAAAGACAGGGUAUGGCAGGCCUCCAAGUGUUCUUGUUCUUCUACCAACAAGGGAAUUGGCCAGUCAGGUUUUUGAUGACUUCAAAGUUUAUGGCGAGUCAUUGGGAUUGACAUCUUGCUGUUUAUAUGGAGGAGCUUCAUAUCACCCACAAGAAAUGAGCUUAAAGAGAGGGGUGGAUAUUGUUGUUGGAACCCCAGGCCGCGUCAAGGAUCAUAUAGAGAGGGGCAACAUUAACUUGAGUUAUCUAAAGUUUCGGGUCCUUGACGAGGCUGAUGAAAUGCUGAGAAUGGGCUUUGUUGAAGAUGUUGAACUUAUACUUGGAAAAGUUGAGGAUGUAAGCAAAGUUCAGACGCUUCUCUUCAGUGCCACCUUGCCAGAAUGGGUGAAACAAAUAUCUUCUAGAUUUCUUAAAGCAUCUAAAAAAACCAUAGAUCUUGUUGGUAAUGAGAAAAUGAAGGCUAGUACCAAUGUCAGGCACAUCAUUCUUCCUUGUUCUGCAUCAGCAAUACCUCAGGUCAUUCCUGAUAUCAUUCGUUGUUACAGCAGUGGAGGCCGUACAAUUAUUUUCACCGAGAAAAGGGAAUCUGCAAAUGAACUUGCUGGUUUGUUGCAUGGAGCAAGGGCUCUACAUGGGGAGAUACAGCAGUCUCAACGUGAGGUCACCCUUUCUGGCUUCAGGUCAGGCAAGUUCUUGACGUUGGUAGCGACAAAUGUGGCUGCUAGGGGACUGGAUAUAAAUGAUGUGCAACUAAUCAUCCAGUGUGAGCCUCCACGUGAUGUAGAAGCUUAUAUUCAUAGAUCUGGAAGAACUGGAAGAGCAGGAAAUACUGGGGUCGCUGUGAUGCUUUAUGAUCCAAGAAGGUCCAAUAUAUCUAAGAUUGAAAGAGAAUCUGGUGUGAAAUUUGAGCAUAUUACUGCCCCUCAGCCUGCUGAUAUUGCCCAAGCUGUUGGUGCAGUGGCUGCAGAAAAAAUAACUCAGGUUUCUGACAGUAUUGUUCCUGCAUUCAAGUCUGCAGCAGAGGAUUUGCUGAAUUCUUCGGGUUUGUCUGCAGUAGAAUUACUUGCAAAAGCACUUGCCAACGCUGCUGGUUACACCGAGAUAAAGAGUAGAUCACUUCUAUCAUCCAUGGAGAACCAUGUUACAUUACUCCUUGAAGCUGGAAGACCCAUCUACACACCGUCGUUUGCUUUUGGUGUCUUGAGGAGAUUCUUGCCUGAGGACAAGGUUGAGUCAGUGAAGGGUAUGACCCUCACAGCUGAUGGGAAGGGUGCAGUGUUUGAUGUGGCCGCAGCAGAUAUUGACACUUUUCUUGCUGGUCAGGACAAUGCAGCUAAUGUCAGCUUAGAAAUAUUGAAAGCAUUACCUCCCCUGCAAGAAAAAGACCAAUCAAGGGGAAGAUUUGGUGGUGGUGGUCGUGGACGGGGUGGCUUCAGUGAUAGAAAUGGUGGUGGUAGGUUUUCAGGGGGUAGAGGUGGCAGAGGCGGGGAUAGAAGAAAUGAUAGGUUUGGCGGUGGGAGAGGUCGCAACAAUGGGAGCAGAUGGUGAAAGGCCUGAAUUGUAUUCUUUGGUCGAUGGUGCUUUGGUAGAGAGAAUGAAGCAUCCAUCAUAUGGUAGUGAAGAAAACAUGCAAUUGUAGAGUCUGGAGAUUUUACUGCCUGGAUUGGCUGAUAUAGUAAUAUUUGUUUUGGAAGUCCCCUUUCUUUUUUUUUUUUGGUGUUUUGUAGGCCGUGUUUUUCUUUCUCUCUCUUUAAAUCUAUUGCUUAUUUAAUUUUUUGGGGAAUUUUAAAGGCACCCCUUUUUGUUGAAUUCUGCUUGAUUGGAUAUGUAAGAGAAAAAAAUACUUAAUUAUUUCAUUAUCCGAAAGAAUGUAUUAUCAGGUGCUAAA
This is a messenger RNA of Ricinus communis (castor bean), 2554 nucleotides long. Its product is annotated as DEAD-box ATP-dependent RNA helicase 7. The record is from RefSeq and is a predicted model, not a curated record. Gene Ontology annotation, molecular function: RNA binding; ATP binding; helicase activity. Bases 142 to 2214 code for a protein of 690 amino acids. The transcript is spliced from 14 exons. NCBI's taxonomy places the organism in Eukaryota, Viridiplantae, Streptophyta, Magnoliopsida, Malpighiales, Euphorbiaceae.